GAAUCCCGCUGUACAAGUUCACGUCCAUCCGCCGAACCCUGUCAGAGCUGGGGGGCCCCGUGGAGGACCUGAUCGCCAAGGGCCCUCUCUCCAAGUACUCCCAGGAGAUGCCCGCCAAGACUGGGACUCCCGUCCCUGAGAUGCUUAAGAACUACAUGGACGCCCAGUACUAUGGGGAGAUUGGCAUCGGGACGCCACCCCAGUGCUUCACGGUGGUCUUCGACACCGGCUCUUCCAACCUCUGGGUGCCCUCGAUCCACUGCAAGCUGCUGGACAUCGCCUGCUGGCUCCACCACAAAUACAACAGCGGCAAGUCUGUCACCUAUGUGGUGAACGGCACGAAGUUCAGCAUCCACUACGGCUCGGGCAGCCUCUCCGGGUACCUGAGCCAGGACACUGUGUCGGUGCCCUGCAAUCCAGCCAACUCCACGCGUGGCGUCAAGGUGGUGCGGCAGGUCUUUGGGGAGGCCACCCAGCAGCCCGGCAUCACCUUCAUCGCGGCCAAGUUCGACGGCAUUUUGGGCAUGGCCUAC
Messenger RNA from Carlito syrichta (Philippine tarsier), 533 nucleotides. RefSeq names its product cathepsin D-like. The record is from RefSeq and is a predicted model, not a curated record. Gene Ontology annotation, biological process: proteolysis. Gene Ontology annotation, molecular function: aspartic-type endopeptidase activity. The annotation marks the transcript as partial. The transcript is spliced from 4 exons. Lineage: Eukaryota; Metazoa; Chordata; Mammalia; Primates; Tarsiidae.